Gryllus bimaculatus (two-spotted cricket) is the source of this 972-nucleotide messenger RNA. Lineage: Eukaryota; Metazoa; Arthropoda; Insecta; Orthoptera; Gryllidae. The record is from the annotation of a GenBank genome assembly.
UUCUUGAAUCGCAGAUAAUGGUCGUUAUUAUUUCUAUUUUUCUAAUAAAAUGCACAUAAAUUAUGCAUAUAAUACAUAUACAUUUUCAAUUUCAAUCUUGAAUCCAAGAGCAUUUUAAACAAACCAAAGACAUUCACAAUCGUACAUAACAAUUUUCAUCACAUCUUAUUCAAUUUUCUUACUACAAUGAAUUUGAAUAAAGCUUUGGGAUCUCUCUUUAGGCGGAUGAUGAGAAGUUUGGUUAUAUUCAGAGACACACAGUUCACAAGCGUUGCAUUUUUUCCUACUGGAGUCCAGUUUCUCACUGUAGGAACUGACAGAAAAAUUGGAUUUUGGCAAGUCUUGGAUGGUUCACUCAUUAGAGAGAUUGAAGGUUCUGUUUAUGAUGCCCUCAAUACUGUGGCUGUUUCCCACAAUGGAUGUGCAUUUGUUUCUGGGGGAUGUGACCAGCUUGUGAAACUUUGGAAAUACAACGAAGGUUGCCUAUCUCAUGUUGGUGUGGGGCACGCUGGAGCCAUCACUGCAGCUAAGUUUUCACCUGAUGAUAGAUACAUAGUUUCUGUGAGUUCUGAUGGAGGCAUUUUUAAAUGGAAGUGUCCUGGUGCAGGAGGUUCAGGAGGUCCAACUGCUCCAGGAACAUGUAGUUUAAAGAUGGUUGUUAACGAUCGGGGAGAUAGUAAACAAAAUGAAGAUAUUCAUAGAACAAGAGAAAAUACUCCUCUUACAGUAUCUAGCCACAGAUGUGAUGCUGGAAAGAAAGAACCUGUCCAACAAGUUGAAUCCAAACAAAGCACUUCAACAAAACCCAGUCCAAAUCAAUGAAAAGCUAUAAAUUAAACAAAUAGAAUUACGAGUUCCAACUGAAAUAAAACAGUAGACAUGAAAAUGUAAUAAUAAUGAUCAGUUCAAGAGACAAACAAAGAUAAACGGCAAAUAACAUGAAAACAGUAUUUUAAAGCAAGAGCAUGAAAU